Cantharellus anzutake is the source of this 899-nucleotide messenger RNA. RefSeq lists its product as uncharacterized. Lineage: Eukaryota; Fungi; Basidiomycota; Agaricomycetes; Cantharellales; Hydnaceae. The transcript is spliced from 2 exons. Bases 202 to 657 code for a protein of 151 amino acids. The record is from RefSeq and is a predicted model, not a curated record.
UAUGAGAGCACUUCUCCCAAACUCCUUAGACGCACAUCGUUCUGAUCGCUAGCCAUACCAACGCCAUGCCCAGUGAUCCUAAAUCUCAUCGCUUUCCCUCCUGGUUCAAGAAGACGCGGCACCCUUCUGAGCUUUCUGACGAUCGGCCGCAGGUCUCAACACCUCCCUCCAACAACCAGAUCAUCGAGCCUACCACCGCACAUGACAGAACGAACGACAAAGACCAUGGCAGCCCCGAAGGACUGUAUUAUGGCGCCCUUACUACUACAGCAUCCACUGUUCUACUUCAUUGUAGCACCUUACAGGAUAAUACCACGGAGCAACGGACAUCUUUUCGAGACAAGCUACUUCGGCCAUUCCGAAGAAGACCCCGUUCCACUCCCAGUCCCAGUCCCAGUCGUCACAGCCAAUCAAGCGCAUCCCAAUCCAAACGUCCUAUGCCGACUGCUCCCGUCCAGACACCCACAAACGACUCGUGGCCAUCACUGUCUCCUCCCACCGAGACGAAUACCGAAUUCCCACACGCGACGGGCAACUCACUUGCCACUGGUAACGAUGACCCAAGCGUCCACACGCAACAAGAACCUGGAUCAUCAAUCCCAGCUAUUUCAUCGAUGCCAGCGGAAUCUGUGCCUCGUAGAUCCGAUGGCGAUCUGAAGAAGACGAUCAUCGGCACCACCAAACUACUUCUUGAAGCUGCGGCCACUGGUCUCAAGUUCGCCCCCAUCGCUAAUCUUGAUCAGAUCCCAAACACGCUUCUGAGAUGUAUUCAAAUAUGCGAGAAUGUCAGUGGCAAUACCGAGGAACUCAACCAGUUAUGCAUCGUGAUUCAGCAAGCGCAAGAAUCGGUGGUGAAACCUCUCCAGAACUGGACUGGAGACACUCCUCCUGAGCUAAAG